CACAUCUGCGGCGGCCCAUAACAGUGGAGAAACGCGUUGGAGUUGGAGUUUAUUGGCUAGCUACAGGUGCGUGCUAUCGUACGAUAGCUAGCUUGUUCGGCAUAGCCAAGUCUACGGUCUGCUCUAUUGUACACGAGUUCUGCAAAGCAGUUCGCCGUGUACUCAUGCCCCAUUACAUAAAACUGCCCAAAGGUGAUGACCUGAAAGAGGUCUGUGAAGGCUUCCGCCAGAGAUGGGGUUUCCCGCAGUGUGGAGGAGCUAUUGAUGGGAGUCAUAUCCCCAUCAUUGCUCCAGAGGAUAACCACGCAGAGUAUUUUAACCGCAAAGGGUGGCACUCGGUUCUGCUCCAGGGUGUCAUGGAUCAUCGGUUUUGUUUCACCAACAUCUAUGCUGGAUGGCCAGGGAGUGUUCAUGAUGCGAGGGUACUCCGGAAUUUCCAUGUGUACUCACUCGCAGAGAAAGGGGAGCUUUUUCCACCAGCCAAUCAUGCUGCUCGGCGACCCGGCUUAUCCCCUUCGAAUCUGGCUGUUAAAAGGAUACUGUGACAAAGGAACCCUGACAGUUGAGCAGAAGUACUUCAAUGAGCGCCACAGCAGAG
Pimephales promelas (fathead minnow) is the source of this 598-nucleotide messenger RNA. Lineage: Eukaryota; Metazoa; Chordata; Actinopteri; Cypriniformes; Leuciscidae. The record is from RefSeq and is a predicted model, not a curated record.